AUGUCAGACCCAGCGGCAGCUCUAACGUCGCUGCUGCGCGCCGCCUCCAUCCAAGACCACGAGGAAGUGCUCAAAGCUGCCAAUGCCGCCAUCAAAGCAGACAAGUCCAACACGCAAGCCCAUCACACAAGAGUCGUCGCCCUGCUGAAGCUCGACCGCUUCCACGACGCCCUGCGAGCUCUGACCGAUGGUGGACACGAGCUUGAGAAGGAAUGUUCCCUCGAGAAGGCUUAUGCCCUCUACAAGACUGGAAGCCUGCCUGACGCCCAACAUGUCGUGGAGUCGAUACAGCCCCUCACUCGCGCCUCGCGCCACCUCGCCGGCCAGAUCGCCUAUCGAGCCGAGAAGUUCCACCACGCCGCCAACAUCUACCGAGACCUCUCCCGCCAGAGUGACGGUCAGCCCGGCGAGGAGAACGACCUGAACAUCAACACCCUCGCCACGAAUGCGCAACUACAAUGGACUGGACUGGGCCACCUGGUGGACGACGAGGACAAGCAGCCCUCGCGCGAAGACCUCGAGGCCUUCGAAACCGCUUUCAAUGCCGCCUGUGGUUGUGUGGCCCGUGGUGACUGGAGCAAAGCCAGCAUUUUGCUGAAGCGUGCAAGAGAUCUCUGCGAAGCCAGCGAGGACUUGAGUGACCAAGAGAAGAAGGCCGAGCUUCUCCCCCUCAUCAUACAACACGCUUACGUCCUUUCGCGGAUUGGAAAGGAGGCCGAGGCGAAAGCCCUCCAAAACUCCAUAGUCCCAUCUGAGAUAACCGAGCCGUCAUCCAAGGUUGUCGCACAAAACAACCAGACUGCUUUGGCAUCCGAAAGCCAGAACCCUUAUCUGACACAGCGCCUGAUCGAAACUGCUACGACGCUCUCCGGAAACGAUAAACUCUUCGAAUAUCAGGCAGCUGUUUUAAGACGUAAUAGUUUUGCGUUGAGCCUCCAAAUGCACAAACUGGACGGUGUCGAGAGGUUAACAACCAGGCAAAUACUGCAAGCCACCACACCAUCGGCCUCUACGGAAAUUGCUGGGCUCGGUGUGAUCAAUGCUGCCGCACAGGCAAACUUGAAGACUGGAAAGUUGGCCAUCAAGGAGAUAUUGCCUAUACUUGAAAAGCGUCCUACUGAUGUCGGUCUGCUUCUGACCAUCAUUCAGCUUUACGUACAAACUAAAAAUCCUGGACCGGCAAUGACCCUGCUCGAAGCUUUCCUAAAGCGCAUGGAGCAGGCCACAACUCCUGACCACAACGAUGUCCGUUUUUCUCCCGGCCUGGUCGCUGUCACGGUGGCCGUAUACCGCUUGUUUGGCAGACAAAACUCGGUCAGGAGUGAGCUUGCCACAGCUGCUGCCCACUGGAAAUCGCGGUCUCAAGACUCGCCUACGUCUUUGCUCCGAGAAGCAGGCAUUGAGCUUCUUAAGUCGUCGAAUCCCGACGAUCUAGUACUUGCCGGUUCAACAUUCGAAGACAUUGCUGCCCGGUCCAACAGUGAUACCAUUGCUGCUGCUGGUCUGGUAGCCUCAUACGCUACCUCAGAUUACCCCAAGAUUGAGCCCUACCUGAAGAAUCUGACUUCGGUAGACAAGCUCACAUCCGGUGUUGACAUCCAAGCUCUGAUCAAUGCUGGUGUGGCAUCAGCGGCUACUUCCACGCCGCACGGUACAAAGCGCUCUGCUGACUCGGAGCCCCAGAAGCCGAACAAGAGGUUCAGAAAAAAGAGGCUGCCCAAGGAUUAUGAAGAAGGCAGCAAACCAGAUCCAGAACGCUGGCUGCCCCUUCGAGAUCGAAGCACCUACCGCCCCAAGGGCAAGAAGGGCAAGAAGCGUGCCCAAGAGGCGACACAGGGCGGUACGGUCAAGGAGGAGGAGACUCUGGAGCUUGUGGGCGGUGCAGGUGCUGUCAAGGUCGAGAAAGCGACAGGGGGUUCCAAAAAGAAGAAUAAGAAGAAGAAAUGA
Molecule: messenger RNA, 1947 nt
Organism: Truncatella angustata
Lineage: Eukaryota; Fungi; Ascomycota; Sordariomycetes; Amphisphaeriales; Sporocadaceae
Exons: 2
Coding region: 1-1947 (648 amino acids)
Biological process (GO): SRP-dependent cotranslational protein targeting to membrane
Cellular component (GO): signal recognition particle, endoplasmic reticulum targeting
Molecular function (GO): ribosome binding; protein binding; 7S RNA binding
Source: RefSeq, a predicted model, not a curated record